CGCCAUUUCCAACACUACCAGCACACGAGCAACACUCUGUGAAGCCAAAAAACCCCAUUUCGAAGAUUAAUCUAUUUUCGGAAGCGAUUAAGAUAUAAUGAUGAAAUCGGAAGGAACCAGUGAGCAAUUAAAGUAUAAGGGUGUGAGGAAGAGAAAGUGGGGAAAAUAUGUGUCUGAAAUUCGAUUGCCCAAUAGCAGGGAGAGAAUUUGGUUGGGUUCUUACGAGACGGCGGAGAUGGCGGCGCGUGCAUUCGAUGCGGCGCUGUUGUGUCUGCGUGGCAGUAAUGCUAAGUUCAAUUUCCCGGAUAACCCACCGCCACCGGAGAUAAUCAGAGGGACUUCGAUGACACCUACGGAAAUCCAGGCGGCGGCAUCCCAGUUUGCCCGCUCAGAACCAGGGAAUGUUCAUCCGGGUCGGGUUGAGACUUCGAAUCCCCAAUCGUAUUCUUCUUCUGAUGUACAUGCAGAGUCCCCUUCUCCCUCAGUUUCGGGUAGGGCAAUGCAUAUUGAUAAUGAAAUGACUGAAUUACCCCAUGAAAAUGCAUUUAUGGACCCCUUUUUGAAUAUGGGAACAGGGAAUGAUGUUUCUGAUUUCGGGAUAUAUCCGGGAUUUUACGAUUUUAAUGGCGGUUAUUUUAUGCCACCAUUGAGGCAUAUGGAGUUUGAAUUCAUGAUUCUGGAAGAUGCACGGUUGCGGGCCCACAUUUUUCAACAAAGCAACCUGAAGUACGUUAAGACCGUGAUGGACCAUUUUGACGAGCGACAACGCGAGGACUUUCGCAACUCCCCCCUCGGGUAUCUGGCUGAGGUUCCAGACAUUCAAUUCUCCGCCUAG
Molecule: messenger RNA, 835 nt
Organism: Olea europaea var. sylvestris
Lineage: Eukaryota; Viridiplantae; Streptophyta; Magnoliopsida; Lamiales; Oleaceae
Product: ethylene-responsive transcription factor ERF017-like
Exons: 2
Coding region: 98-835 (245 amino acids)
Biological process (GO): regulation of DNA-templated transcription
Molecular function (GO): DNA binding; DNA-binding transcription factor activity
Source: RefSeq, a predicted model, not a curated record